This is a messenger RNA of Yamadazyma tenuis ATCC 10573, 942 nucleotides long. RefSeq names its product trans-2-enoyl-CoA reductase (NADPH) (gene TSC13). Lineage: Eukaryota; Fungi; Ascomycota; Pichiomycetes; Serinales; Debaryomycetaceae. Gene Ontology annotation, molecular function: oxidoreductase activity, acting on the CH-CH group of donors. The record is from RefSeq and is a predicted model, not a curated record. Gene Ontology annotation, biological process: very long-chain fatty acid biosynthetic process.
AUGAGCUUACAAUUAGAUAUCAAAAGCAGAUCUAAAAGCAUCAAGAGUGUUUCCACCGACGAGUUUUCACCAAUCUCAUUCACUAACGAUGUUAUUGAGUUAAUUUCAAAGGAAAGUGGCUUGACCAAGAACCGAAUCAGAUUGACGGUUGAGCAAGAUGGCAAACGAGUGCCUUUGGAGAUCAACAAGCAAUUGAAGGUUUACAACAUAACCGGAGACACCGAAUUGCAAGUGAAGGACUUGGGGCCUCAAAUCUCAUGGAGAGGGGUAUACUUGGUCGAGUACUUGGGACCAAUUGUGCUCCACUCUGUGUUUUUUUAUGGAUUCAGAAGUUUUUUUGGUGAUUUCAAGAUUACAACCACCCAGCUUGUGUUGUACAACUUGAGUUUGCUUCAUUUCACCAAGAGAGAGUACGAGACGUUGUUUGUACACAAGUUUUCGAAUGCCACAAUGCCGGUUCUGAACAUUUUUAAGAACUGUGGGCAUUACUGGUUGUUGAACGGAGUGAUGUGCAGCGUGUUCGUGUAUGGUCCGCCAUUCCUCCAUCACUCCAAGAAUCCAAUUGUUCGCUUGUUAUUCAGAACGAACGACUUGCUGGCAGAUUGGGUGAUUUUGUUGAGUUUGGUAUUCGUGUUCUUUGAGGGGGCCAACUAUGUUACCCACAGAAACUUGAGUUUGAUCAGAGAAAGAGACCCCAAGAACUACCAGAUCCCGUACGGAUUUGGGUUCAACUGGGUGACUUGCCCCAACUACUUUUUUGAGGUGAUGGCGUUCUUGACGUUGGGGGUAAUGAGUGGAAACUGGAGCUACUUUGUGUUUAUUCUUGUGGGGGGAGUGCAGAUGUAUGUGUGGGCUGUUGGUAAGCACAAGCGGUACUUGAAGACAUUUGGUAAUGAGUACCGGAAGUUGAACCGAAAGGUGAUGAUCCCGUACCUCCUCUGA